AUGUUCCUCCUUGCUCAAGUUUUCACCACUCUUCACCAACCCGAACUCAUUCGUGUUCUCACUGAGGCUAUUCUAAUUGGUGAUCCCACCCUACUCCUACAUACCAAUUCUUCUCCGUCUCCCACUACAAGUGAGACAGAAGAUAGGGAGGAGGAGAAAGUGAGGGAGACUGAAUCGGACACUUCAGCAGCCGAAUGCGCAGAUGUGCUAGCCUACUUGCGGGCUGCUCACCACGGGAAACGUGCGAUUAAAUCCACUUCUCCCGGCAGUCGUCUACAAGCUUUUCUCAAAACAGUUGCCGCUUGUGGAGCCAUGGAUCCUCGCCGUGGCGUUUGUGGUGGGUGGCCAAUUUCUCCCAGCUUGGAUGACGACAUUGCCAGGUGUUCGGAGCGCAUUCGAAGCCACUAUAAUGGCGGAGCAAGUGAGAGCAGCGGGUCUUUGAAUUCGACCACAUCUCAAUCCUCGUCCGAUUUCACUACACAGAUAGCCGUACCGCCGACGAGUGUAUCUCCACCCACCCCUCGUCAAAGUCGCAGUCAGCCCUCUUCGUCAAAGCUGGCAGUACAGAGCAACGACGAUGGUCCCGCUUGUAGUAGCAGCUUCACUCUCAAUGGAAAGCCCUUUCUUCGUGCCCUUUUUCGGUCCCUGGAAGUCGGCCUUGGUACUGACUAUGACACCUUCUUUGCCCUCUCCCUCCUUAUCGCCAUCAAGCAGAAUGGAGGUCUGGACGAGGACACUCUGGCUUUGGCUCAAUUGCACACCCCCACAUCGGAUUCGCCCUGUAAUUCCAUGCUCAUCACCAAACUCCUGGACAUUAUUAGCGACGCUGCCAAGAUGGGCAGCCGAGUGAGAGUGGCCACCCUUAAUUUGGCUCUCUUUCUCUUCUUCCUUUUGACUCGUGAUGCUUCUCGCAGCUGUCAACUUACAGACAAUCAGAGGCGGAAGUUGGAAGCUGCCUUUCUAGAAUCGCGCGCCAUUCUCGCCGAUCUCUACUUAGUGAGUCUACAGCCCCUAAUAUGGUGCCAUUCAGAGCGUGUUUCAGGUGUCACAACUUGUGGAACUACCACACAAGAGGUCGAGAUGUAG
Molecule: messenger RNA, 1086 nt
Organism: Hydatigera taeniaeformis
Lineage: Eukaryota; Metazoa; Platyhelminthes; Cestoda; Cyclophyllidea; Taeniidae
Source: the annotation of a GenBank genome assembly